Messenger RNA from Pelobates cultripes (western spadefoot toad), 4706 nucleotides. The record is from the annotation of a GenBank genome assembly. NCBI's taxonomy places the organism in Eukaryota, Metazoa, Chordata, Amphibia, Anura, Pelobatidae.
AUGGAAGAAAGCACGCACCUGAGCAGGAGAGAGAUCCACCCGAACUGGGAGAAGCUCUACUCCUGUCUCACUACACCCGCCUCCCCCGACGAGAUACUGCCUGAUCGGACUCUUCCUCAUACGGACUUCCAGCUGACACAACAAGUUGGGAUUACAGCACCAACCAUGGACUUUGAACGGUGCAACUCCACGUGCAGAGAUUCAACAGGAGACAAGAAGCCCAACCGCUGUAAGACUCAUGGGGUAAUGUCCCACACACAAACCACACACUGCUCACACACUCAUGCACGUUGGCAUACAUCACUAUGCACCCAUGGUGGCGGAACCCAAACGCUCCCUAUUCCGCUGACUUACACACACACACGUACUCCGGCUGAAGAACCGAUCCAGCAGUGCCAAAUGUUAAUGUUAUGGUUAUUUUCUGUUGUAUAUUGUUAAGGUCAUGGAAGGUUAAAGGCUAUGAUAUGUCGCAAACGACCCACAAAACCCCAAUAGAUGCCUAGAGACACCGGGCUAAAUCGGGGUCACACACCACUCACACCGAGUAUGUGGUCACAGCGACAACUAGGCCGGGAUACCUAUGUUAUUUCAAACUCUCAAGUACCACGCUCCCACAUGAUACUACUGUACAGCCACAUAGCCCUUAACUGGGCUGCAUUACAGUUCUUCUUGUUAACCGUCCACUCACGGCACGGUUCCCCUCCAUCCCCCCCCCCUCUCUAACCUCUCUGGAGGAGGGUACUUUAAUUUGCAAACACCACAGGGAGACCCCCCUAAGGGGACCAAUAUGUCUGGAGUAUCUUACAACUAGCCUAAGGGAGGACCCACCCUCCGCUAACUCUCAGACCCAAAGAGAUAAAACCCACCUAGACUGAACACCCCAUAUAAACGACACUGCUUACUCAGGGACUUUAAACAGACACAACCAGAUGUGUUGUGCCUCCAAGAAACACAUUUCAAGACAACACCAAAAAUCAAGCCGUCACAAUUCCCACACCAAUAUCAUGCCACAUCAGGACAAAAAACUAAGGGCGUAUCAAUACUGAUUAGCAACAAGGUCUCAUUCCAAUACCACUCUUCGCGAACAGACCCUGAGGGCCGCUACCUCAUGCUAGUUUGCAUGAUCAAUAACAACAAAUACAUGAUUGCCAAUGCAUAUGCCCCAAACACAAACCAAAGGAACUUCCUACACAGAAUUCUGUCUCUCCUCCGCCCAAUCCAAGAGGGUAUACUGGUUCUGUGUGGGGAUUUCAACCAUAUCUUAGAUCCUAGCAUGGACACUACGACGCAAAUCCCCCACACAACACGUUCCCGACAACAAACAGCCUGCAUGAACCACCUAAAACUACUAGAGGAACGGGGGCUAUACGAUGUGUGGAGAGUCCUACACCCACAGGAAAAGGACUACACAUAUUUCUCUGCCGCACACAACACAUACACGAGAAUAGACAGGUUUCAUGUUGAGGGUCGACAUCUAGACCAAGUACUGGAAUGCUCUAUAGGCACCAUCUCGUGGUCAGACCACGCUCCUUAAACCAUAACCCUUAAAGAUAGCUAUGACUAUAAACAUAAGAGCCCCUGGAGACUCAACGAGUCCCUACUAACAGACAACUCCUUUACGGACAACAUAAAGAAAGCCAUCAACGACUUUUUCACUCUGAACAAACCAGAAGACACUUCUAUAAGCACUACAUGGCAGGCACACAAAUCUGUAAUCAGAGGGCUCCUCAUCAAGCAGGCCUCUCACACACAAAAAACACGACGAGCCAACUGGAUAGCCUGGCACAAACAGCUGGCAGACCUCACAUGCAAAAACAAAACCCAACCGACUGCAGACACACAACAAAGAAUUGGGGAAAGAACGAAAGAAAUUAAAACACACACCCUGCAACAAGUCGGAUACAACCUCCGCAAACUGAAAGCCACACAUUAAACCCAGGGCAACAAAGCCAGUAGGAUACUAGCAACUAGAUUGAAGAAAGUAGAGGCAAACGCCAAAAUACCGUAUGUAUAUACAGCCAACAACACAAAAGUUGUAUCCCCCAUAGAUAUUAGCAAUGCAUUCGCAAGCUACUACCGCCAACUAUACAACCUAGCACACUCUAACCAACUGCACGUACCAGAUGACCAGGAAAUCAUAACCUACCUCCAAGACACUCCACUACAGACCCUCACCGCAGACCAGGCAGCCACACUACAGCACCCAGUCACAAUCACAGAGGUAGAGGAAGCCAUACAACCCCUUCCAACUAACAAAGCCCCGGGCCCAGACGGGUUCACAAACCUGUAUUACAAAAAAUUUAAAUCAACCCUUGCAAAACCCCUAGCACAGCUAUUCAACUCAGCCACCCAGGAGAAAAAGCUUCCCGAGGAGCUGCUGUUAGCACACAUUAUAAACACUCCCGAAACCAGGUAAACCCCCAACUCACUGCCCCAACUUUAGACCUAUAUCAUUACUCAACACAGACGCCAAAUUAUUAGCAAAGGUCUACGCCAGGCGACUAGGCACCAUCCUUCCCUGAUACACGACGAUCAAGUAGGGUUCGUAUCAGGGAGGCAAGGGGCAGACAAUACCCGAAAAGUAUUAAACCUCAUACACACUAUACAGAGGUCGAACGUGGGAGGCCUUCUCGUGUCCUUAGAUGCAGAGAAGGCCUUCGACAGACUAAAUUGGGGAUUCCUGAAAAUAGUCCUGAUGAGAAUGAACUUCCCUAGCCAUUUUAUUAAUAUGGUGGAGGCCUUAUACAGCCACCCAACAGCAAGAGUGUUAAACGCGGGAUUCUGUUCCGACAAGUUCACAAUCACUAAUGGGUCUAGACAGGGAUGCCCCCUAUCCCCACUACUCUACGUCCUGGCACUAGAACCCCUAGCCGCUAGAAUACGAGCGGAUGCAUCCAUACACGGAGUACCCUUGAACCAACGGGAAUACAAACUGAGUAUAUUCGCUGAUGAUGUCUUUCUCACAUUAACGCAACCCCAAAUAUCCCUGCCAAACCUAAUGAAACACAUCACAACAUAUGGCCUCCUAUCCUACUACAAACUGAACGUUUCUAAGACACAAGCGAUGGGGAUCAACAUACCCAACAAGCAAAUGGCUCUCCUUAAAGGUUUGUUCCCCCUAGACUGGAGGGAUGACUAUCUAACCUUCCUGGGGGUAAAAAUGACAAAAAACCCCGCCACACUGUUCAAAACCAACUACAUCCCCCUAGCUAACGUUUUAAAAAACACACUACAGUCAUGGGAGGGGAAAUACUUAUCUUGGGUGGGCCGCAUAGCUGCCAUCAAAAUGUCCCUAUUACCGAAACUGCAAUAUCUAUACAGAACACUGCAAAUCCCCACUCCAAGUGCCUUCCUAAAAUCACUAUCGCAACAGCUAAUAGCCUUCACAUGGAGUAAUAAGAAGCAAAGAGUAGCGACAAAACUCUUACAAAGGCACCAAACACAGGGAGGGUUAGGUCUCCCUGAUAUAACCGCAUACCAUAGAGCAGCGGCACUAACAAUAGUGCCGCAACUGAGACCACAACCAACUUCACCACAGUGGCUACACAUAGAAAACCACUGGGCGGCAGCCUCAACGUUGCAAACACUGUUCUGGACUCCCAAGUCCCAUAGACGGGACACCACACACCUACUACCCACAACACAGCACAUACUGCACCACUGGGACGCUUCCAGACACCACCUGGUCCAUUUCCUCCCAGUACCUCUAGCUACCCCGCUGGACAGCCUGGCCACCCUAAUACCAACAUGGGACAAAAAACCAUGGCAACAAGGGUGGAUAACUGAAGUGGGACAGCUAUACAAAGGAGGUAAACUCCGCCCAUUCCCAGACAUACAGAGGGAAUACAACCUCCCCUCCAGACUGAUUUUCCCUUACCUGCAGAUCAAAUCAUGCCUAUCUCAGAAUAAACCCCGCGCCAACAACGCUAAUACCCGAGAGCACCUAUCUGAAUUCGAACUCCUGUGCACGCACAGAAAACCGCUAAAGAAAUUAAUAUCCAUAAACUACCGACUACUACUACAGACGGUAGACCCACCCAGACACGCAUAUACAGUCCUGACAUACGGAACUGGGAAGGACCAUAACUAGGGAAAAAUGGGACAAGGCCUACUCCUCACACAAGGCAACAACUUCCUGUGCCACUCAUCUGGAGCUACAGCGCAAACUGCUGUACCGAUGGUACCUAGUCCCAGCCAGAGUCCACCACAUCUGGCCGCAAUCCACAGACAAAUGCUGGAGGUGCGGACACCAAAGGGGCACCAUAACACACGUUUGGUGGACAUGUGACAAUAUCAGACCCUUUUGGCACGAAGUACAAAAUGUCAUAUCAAAUAUCAUACGCACUCAGGUAACCCUCACCCUAGAACUCUGCAUUUUAUUCAUCCCCCCAGACGAGACUCCCAAGGCCACAUGGACAGCCAUGUACCACGUAUUAAUAUCAGCAGCGACACUUAUCGCAAGGUAUUGGAAACAGGUAGCAAUCCCAUCCAGGGAACUCCUUAUACAGCAAGUCUCACUCAAUUGGGUCUAUGAAACAGUAUUUGCAACCCAAUUUGGAACUAAAAAACACUUGAAACAAGCCCAUACUACGUGGACAGAUUUCCUGACCCGCUCCGUAACGCAAGCCGCUCCCAAAGAGAACCCGCCCACGACUACACAAGACAAGACCCCACGAAAACCGCACACUGACCAGACUCCAGCGUGA